AUGGAGGACCAGAAGACCCCAUCUGUUGAUGGAUCAACACCAACAGCCAGCAAUACAGAGAUUCACCAAGUCGACGACGAAAAGCGAUCAUUCCAAGAGAAGACUGAUCUCGAGGCUGGACCCCGAACACAUGAGACCACGAUUGAGGAGGAUGAAAGCUCCCGGGAUCCGAAUAUUGUUGACUGGGAUGGUCCAAACGACCCCGAGAACCCUCUCAAUUGGACGAAAAGGCAAAAGAUAAGCGCAACGGUUUCCAUCGCGCUGAUCACCUUUUUAACGCCUCUCGGAUCAUCAAUGUUCGCCCCGGGUGUUGGGCAACUAGUCAAGGAUUUCGAGAUCACCAGUACGGAACUAAGUUCUUUCGUCGUUUCCGUCUAUCUCCUCGGGUACUGCUUCGGUCCCCUUCUCAUCGCUCCUAUCUCGGAGAUGUAUGGGAGACGUUGGGUCUACAACUUUUGCAACAUUUUCUACGUAGUAUGGACAAUUACCUGCGCUGUCGCUCCCGACAUCGGCAGUCUGAUUGUGUUUCGCUUCUUUGCCGGCUGCGUUGGUAGCUGCCCUUUGACUAUUGGCGCCGGAUCAAUUGCGGAUAUGUUCGUUCAAGAAAGCAGAGGUAGCGCAAUGGCGGCCUGGGCUAUCGGACCCCUGAUUGGACCUGUUGUUGGUCCCGUUGCCGGCGGGUACCUUGCCCAAGCGAAGGGUUGGAGAUGGACCUUUUGGGUUCUGGCCAUGGCUAGCGGCGCGAUCGCUAUCAGCUCACUCCUAACUAUCAAAGAAUCAUACGCACCGACCCUCCUGAGCCGUAAAACGAAGAGACUGCAGAAAGAAACCGGUAACAUGAACUUGCGUUCUGCUCUUGACACCGGUCGCUCUCCUCGGGAUCUGUUCAUUUUUUCGAUUGUUCGACCUACCAAGAUGCUUUUCCUUUCACCAAUCGUCUUUUUACUCUCCCUCUACGUCGGUGUGGUGUAUGGAUAUCUUUAUCUCCUUUUCACUACCAUCAGCGCCGUCUUCGAGGAUCAAUACCAUUUCUCGCAGGGAUCGGUUGGUCUAUCAUACCUGGGCAUCGGUAUCGGAUCUAUCGUUGGACUUAUUAUCCUCGGCACAACGUCCGAUCGUCUACUCAAAUACCUCACCGCAAAGAACGGCGUCAGCAAGCCUGAAUAUCGACUUCCCCCGAUGAUUCCCGGCUCGCUAUUCGUUCCCGCUUCUCUCUUUAUGUACGGAUGGACCGCAUACUACAAAACUCACUGGAUUGUGCCCAUUAUUGGAACCUCUUUUCUGGGUGUUGGAAUGCUGAUUUCUUUCAUGACUGUCAGCACUUAUUUAGUCGAUGCCUUUACAAUAUAUGCUGCUAGUGCUAUGGCUGCAAACACAGUUUUUCGUUCCCUGGCCGGUUGCUUACUGCCACUUGCCGGGCCAAAGAUGUAUGAGAAGCUCGGCCUGGGUUGGGGAAACUCGUUGCUUGGUUUUAUUGCGCUGGCGUUGUGUCCGUUGCCUGUUAUUUUCUACGUCUUCGGCGAGCGCAUUAGAACGAGCAAAAGGUUCCAGAUCAACUUAUGA
This is a messenger RNA of Penicillium waksmanii, 1563 nucleotides long. Its product is annotated as MFS transporter. The transcript is spliced from 7 exons. Gene Ontology annotation, molecular function: transmembrane transporter activity. Gene Ontology annotation, biological process: transmembrane transport. Bases 1 to 1563 code for a protein of 520 amino acids. The record is from RefSeq and is a predicted model, not a curated record. Lineage: Eukaryota; Fungi; Ascomycota; Eurotiomycetes; Eurotiales; Aspergillaceae.